Chelmon rostratus (copperband butterflyfish) is the source of this 5308-nucleotide messenger RNA. RefSeq names its product homeodomain interacting protein kinase 1a (gene hipk1a). Bases 519 to 4010 code for a protein of 1163 amino acids. Lineage: Eukaryota; Metazoa; Chordata; Actinopteri; Chaetodontiformes; Chaetodontidae. Gene Ontology annotation, biological process: peptidyl-serine phosphorylation; peptidyl-threonine phosphorylation; smoothened signaling pathway. Gene Ontology annotation, molecular function: protein tyrosine kinase activity; protein serine/threonine kinase activity; ATP binding. The record is from RefSeq and is a predicted model, not a curated record. Gene Ontology annotation, cellular component: cytoplasm; nucleus; PML body. The transcript has 17 exons.
GACAGUCAGCGAUGAUGGAGCUCUGUCUGGGCGACAGCGCUCAUUAUGACGCCGUCUGACACUUCCAGUGACAUUAUGCACAUUUUGCUCGCUUGACGCGCGAUGUGACUGCGGAUUCGAGUCAAAUAUGACUCGGAUGCUUGUAGCUAGCUAGCUGUUAGCUUAGCCCUCAUCCGUCCUGCUACAGUGAGAGCUCCAGCAGGCAGCUAGCAGCUCAGCUGAUCAGCUGCGGCACUACACAGAGCCCGGCGAGAAGAUGAUGAGGCCUUAAAUGUCAGAUCGGCGACGGUGUGUUCAGUCAUCAAACACAGGUACUGUCAUUCAUGGACAGGUGAAGCUGAGGGACUGUCAGGCACCUUUAUCGCAGUGGCGUGCACAGACACUUGAAGGGGCAGGGGCCAAAAACCACAGCCCUGACCCCGAUGUGUGAUCUAGGUGGGGCAUAGCAGGGUCUUGUCUCCGGAGGUUUUGGACGUCCUGUUGAUGGUUGCUGCUCGUCUUCGGCCUCGUCCACAGACAUGGCGUCGCAGCUCCAGGUGUUCUCCUCUCCCUCUGUGUCCUCCAGUGCCUACUCUCGCUCAAAGAGGCUCAAAGUGGAGAACCCUGCCUGGGAUGUGUCCAACCAGCUGGGAGAUAAUGGUUACUACCAGCAGAGCCCCACCCAGGGAGCUGCACCCUCCACUUCUGGCUCCAGCUUCAACCCAGUGUACAACGCCAACCAGGUGCACCCGCCGACAGCGGGCUCCCGGGAGCAGACGGUGGUGCGGGCGGCAGACAGCACAGGCAGCCUUCGCGGCCCUCCCUCCUCCUCUUCCUCCUCCUCCUCCUCCAGCCGUCGCGUCAAGGAUGCCGAGUCCUCCUCCCAGCCGUGCGACCUCUACCACAAGCAGUACAGCUUGAAGCGGAAGAGCGAGGAGGUGGACAGCAGCGACAGCGUCCAGAUUCUUGAGGAGCUCUCGGCCCCCGUGGUCUCGAACCGCACCGGUGGUGGAGGGGGGACCACCACCGCGCAGUCGAUAGCACAUUCCACUUCGACCACGAAGAGCAGCAACUCCCACAGCGAGGGCGACUACCAACUGGUCCAGCACGAGAUUCUGUGCUCCAUGUCCAACAGCUACGAGGUGCUGGAGUUCCUGGGACGCGGCACCUUCGGCCAGGUGGCAAAAUGCUGGAAGCGGGGCACAAACGAGAUAGUGGCGAUUAAAAUCUUGAAGAAUCAUCCUUCAUAUGCUCGGCAAGGUCAAAUUGAAGUCAGCAUCCUGAGCAGGCUGAGCACAGAGAACGCCGACGAGUUCAACUUUGUCCGCUCGUACGAGUGUUUCCAGCACAAGAACCACACGUGCCUUGUGUUUGAGAUGCUGGAGCAGAACCUUUACGACUUCCUGAAGCACAGCAAGUUCAGCCCCCUGCUGCUCAAGUGCAUCCGGCCGAUUCUGCAGCAGGUCGCCACGGCGCUGAUGAAGCUGAAAAGCCUGGGGCUGAUCCACGCCGACCUGAAGCCUGAAAACAUCAUGCUAGUGGACCCUUUGAGGCAGCCAUACAGAGUGAAAGUCAUUGAUUUCGGCUCCGCCAGCCACGUGUCCAAAGCGGUUUGCUCCACCUACCUGCAGUCUCGGUACUACAGAGCUCCAGAGAUCAUUCUGGGCCUUCCUUUCUGUGAAGCGAUCGACAUGUGGUCUUUGGGAUGUGUCAUUGCUGAGCUGUUCCUGGGAUGGCCCCUUUAUCCCGGAGCCUCGGAGUAUGAUCAGAUUCGUUACAUUUCCCAGACCCAGGGCCUUCCAGCAGAGUACCUCCUGAGUGCAGGAACCAAAACCAGCCGCUUUUUCAACAGAGGCCCCGACUCCAGCUACCCCCUCUGGAGACUAAAAACUCCCGCAGAGCACGAGGCAGAGAUGGGCAUCAAGUCAAAGGAGGCAAGAAAAUACAUCUUCAACUGUCUGGAUGAUAUGAUGCAGGUGAACAUGACAAACUUGGAGGGGACGGACAUCUUGGCGGAGAAGGCCGACAGGCGGGAGUUCAUAGACCUGCUGAAGAAGAUGCUGACGCUGGACGCAGACAAACGGAUCACGCCCAUGAAGACUCUGAACCACCCCUUUGUUACCAUGACUCACCUGCUGCACUUCCCUCACAGCUCACACGUGAAGUCCUGCUUCCAAAAUAUGGAUAUAUGCAAACGCAGAUGCAGCGCCUUUGAGAAUGGAAAAAAUAUGUUUGCCAGCAACAAUACCCCAAGUGCAGCCGCCAACCUCACCGUCACCUUCAGUAGCCAACUAAACCAGCACAAUCAGAUGGCCUCCACAGGCGGCCAGUCCCUGUCCCUCAGCAGUAACGUCCCCUUGCUGAACUACCAGCCUGGCCUCUACCAGCAGGCCACUAUAAACAUCCCUGGUCUAACCCAGCAGGGCGUGCCCCUGCAGACCAGACCCACCCAGCUCUGCACCCAGACUGAGCCCUUCCAGCAAACACUCAUAGUUUGUCCCCCGACCAUCCAGGGUCUUCAAACAUCCAAUAAGCCCUCUGGUUAUCCAGUGAGGAUGGACAACUCAGUACCGUUAGUUCCUCAGAACCAGUCGUCCCAGUCUCUUCACAUCCAGCCUGGCAUGCUGGCACAGGCCUCCCUGGACCCGCUGCUGGUAAGCAGCCUGUACGCCUCAGUGGCGGGGAUGCCGCGUUUAGACUCGGUCCGGCUGCCAGUGGGCUGCAGGGGCGAAAGCCUCGGCGGCUUGCUGGAUCAGAGCGCCUCCAUGCUGCAGGGCUGGCCAGCAGGCACACAGCAGAUCCUCAUCCCUUCCACAUGGCAACAGAUGCCAGGCAUGGCCAUCCAUAACCCUGGGCAGGCCGUAGUGCCGGACUCACCCAUGGGAGCCCCCAUCUCCGACAGUCAGCAAGCGUCCGGCUGGAGGGGUCGUCAUGGCAGCCAGUACGAUGGCGUCAGCCAGCAGGAAGCUGGCGUCGGCCGUCACGCUGCCUCCCAAAGCCACAACUCAGGGGCCGCUCACUCGAGAGCCCAACAGGGCAAGAGGUCGAAGGGUCGACACGCAGAGAGCAGAGCCAGGCCCGUGUCUUCGGUGCAUUCGUCCACCACUGUGGUCCACAACACUUCCGCUUUUGCUGGUGACCAGUCUCAGCCCAUCGUCAUCUCCGACACACCCAGUCCCGCUGUCAGCAUCAUCACCAUCCACAGCGACUCGGAGGACGAGGAUGACAGGAAGUUCCCUGCUGCCUGCUCUGGAACAAGCCAGAGGACCAACGUGAUCAGCUGCGUGACGGUGCACGACUCUCACGACUCUGACUCCUCCACCAGCAGCCCCCUGAGCCCCAAGACCACGUCCCAGCCCACCAAGUCUCUGGCCAUCAUCAUGCCCUCUGUGAAGAGCCAGCCAGGGGAGAGCACAAGCCACAAAGCCCCAGCAGCUCCAGGUCCAGAGGGCACUUUUAUCCAAACACAAAUGUCUUUAUUCUCAGAUCAAGCUCCAAGCAGCUCUGGAAAGUCCAAGAAGGGGUCAACUCAGCAGUCCGGUCGGCCUGGAGAGUCCAGCGCUGAUCGCCAUCAGCGGGCUGCAUCCAGCAGGUCCCAGCCUCUCAACCUGAGUCAGGUCCAGCAGUCUGUGAUGUCAUCAUCCCAUGACCAAACAGGAAGCAGCGGUUCCCUGAGGCGCCAGCCCACAUACCCCCCUCCCGUCUCCUCCCACUCAUCCUACAACACCCUCUUCAGCUCGACCCCGAACCUGUACGCCUACCCGGCGUCUGCCGCCCUGGCCUCCGUGUCCCAAGCCAUGGACCAGAUGCAGGGCGGCCCGUCCCGCCACGGCAGGGCGAGCGGAGCUUAUUCUUCCCUGGCGUUGCUACAGAAGAACGGCAGCUUGGCUCUGGCAGGGUCUGCUGCGGGACAGUACGGCAACCACCAACAGCAGCAGCAGCAGCAGACGCAGCAGCAGCUGGGAGGGCAGCCUUUCCACCACUCCAGUGCCACUUACCAGCGAAAACUCAACCAGUACCCCUACCUGUAAAGACUGAAGCAUGAAGACCAAAAGGAGACCGAGACGAGGAGCACAAGCUCAUCACGGGUGACUGUGAUUAGACUUCAACUCGACUGAACUUUUCUUUCCUGUCCUUAAUCCUCUGAUUCUUUUGAAUGAACCAGUCACAGAAUGUAUUUAUAUUUUAACCGCGGUCAGUUUUUAAGUCUGUUGUGUUGCGUACAGCAUGUUAACAGCGACAAACGGUGCAGUCUGCAUCUGUCGGCUCUCUACUCGUAUGAACGUUUGAGGUUAAAGUGCUAAACUCAGCUUCAGUUUAACAACAUCAGAUGGAACGAGGAGGAAUCGUCGCCCUUUUCAUACAAAUCUCCCGAUUUAAGGGGCCGGACAUAAAGCAGAAAAUUCUACUUCCAGGCUGCAGUUUUGAGUUGAUUUUUAACAAGUUAAGCCCCAAAAUUUUAUUUAUUUAAGAAACGUGUGUUGAGGAGAAACGGGAACUUGCUGCUCUCUAUUAUUAUUAUUAUUACUGUCAGAAUCAUCAAGUCAUUGUUUAAAAGUUGCAUUUACAUACAGUCGCCUUACUUAUUUAGGCCAAUGUCUUUUACUUCAAACUUUAAUGUGUCAGCACGUCGCGAUAAGUUGAAUGAAUACGUUUCAUUUAUGAAUGUACUGUGUGCGUGUUUUAUCUGUAUUAUGAAAAAAAGGAAGCUGUGUACUGUACUGUAUAAUGAUGUGUCACUGUUCUUCAGAUGUUUUCCAUUCUGUUUCAGCACUGGCCAUUGACUCAAUUAUUCAGCACGUUGAAUGAUGCAGUACGUUUCAGCGUAGAGUAGCGCGUGGUAUUCAGAGGGGGCGGUCACCUUUUUUUUUACAGUUCAUCUUAAGGUUGCAUGUGUCUGACAUGGCGUAGCAUUCAGGACACGUUCGUAAACUGCGGCCUCGCUGACUUUCAGCGUCACUCGCAGGAGGAUUAUUAAUGUUCGAUUUGUACGGCAAACACGUUAAUGAUAUUGGGAAAAUGUAAAAGCUCUUGUCUUGUGAAGUGAUGUUUGUGAAGUACAGCGUGCACAUAAAACCUGAUUGGGUUUCACACUAUCAUGUCAAAGCUAAACUUCACGGUAAUACGUUUGAAUUGUGAAUAAUCCAACCUGACGAAGAUGAUUUAUAAAAAUAUGAAUCGAUGUUCAGUGUGUAACUGCUUCUAAACAAAUCAUUGGUUUGGUGAAAUGAUGGUUGUUCUUACAAUCCUGCUGUGUUGUGAAGUGCUACAUUACAUAGAACACAAUGAACCUUAACCCGUAUAUACGCAAUAAAAUCUUCAACAGAAA